AUGCUCUCUCAUCAGAUGGCUCCCACCGCACAUACACAUACCUCCCAACCUACCAGACAGCGACAACGAACAGGAAGAGCAUGUGAGGAGUGCCGGCGACGCAAGCUACGAUGUGAUGCACUGCAACCGCGGUGCGGGGUCUGUGUGGAAGCAGGUAUAACAUGCGAAGUCAAUAGCCAACGGCAGCCGAGGGGCCCGAAGAAGGGCUACUUGAAGGCAUUGAGAAAUCGAGUCAUACUUCACCAGCGUCGUUAUUUAGGAUGGGCCAGAAGCGCCUCAAAGAAGAUAUCUCGUCGAUGUCUGCAGUACGCGGUAUGGACACUGGCCUCCCUCCUGUCCGCGCAAUUUCAACAUCUUCAAGACUCCUUCUACCAGGAAACAAAGCGGUCUUUAGAAUUCUCCUAUCUAUCGGGAGACUCCGAUAAUUUGGUUGACACAGAAGAGAUUCAAGCAUGGAUUUUGAUAGCAACGUAUGAGUCAAUGCGGACUUUCCAUCGCUCUGCGUGGAUGAGUGCCGGACGCGCCUUUCGUCUGGUUCAGUUAAUGCGACUGCAUGAAAUCGACAGUCCUACGAACCCCCCUGUAGCCGAUGCAGACCUGAUCGAGACAGAGGAAAAGCGUCGGGUGUUUUGGAUGGCCUACUUCUUGGAUCACUUAUUGAGCAUGCGCAAUAAUUGGCCGAUCACCUUGAACGAGCAUGUGGUAGGGCUUCGAAUCUGCACCCGUCUUCCAGCUCCAGACAUGGAAUUCCAAAACGGUCAGCCGGUGCUAGGUGCCUUCCUUUCGGAAGCGAUCAUGGACGUUAUGCCGCAGACAACAUCGCCAUUCAACGAAUGCGCCAUUUUGGCUACCAUAUGCGGGCGCAGCCUGUUUCAGGCCCAGCAAUACAGUGUUCGCUUUGUGUAUGGCGACAUGGCUCCCAACUGGACCGAUCAGCACCAAUGGCUGGACAACGUCCUUACCAAUCGGCUUCAGAUUCUUUCCCAACACUACCCCUCGCCAACCCAAGUCUGCGACCCGAUGCUCUCGUUCGCACACAUUAUGGGACAGGCAAGUGUGAUUCAUCUAUACAAGGGCAUGGAAUCGAUUGUGUGGGCAGUCAACGAGGGAGCAUUAGUGUUAGAAUAUCGGCGGCGUGCGCUGAGUGCAGCGCAGGAGAUCGUCAAGCAAGCAAAAGGACUGAUAGAGUUCUACUUCUUCAAGGUACAGGUCCAUCCUCUCAUGCCCAUCCCAUUGUUACUCUGCGUCGAAUUCCUCUACAGUAAUCGAGGGUCAGACGCGGCAUUUAACUCGCUACUUCAAGAGCUUCUACAGAUUUUCCGUCAACUCAAGAAUCCUAACGAUCCAACUCAAAGCUAUAUACAUCUUUUAGAACUUUCAUGUACUAAUGCGUCGAUUGACUUGGUUAAAGAAAACUCCACUUCAUCGUGA
Messenger RNA from Penicillium expansum, 1431 nucleotides. RefSeq lists its product as uncharacterized. Gene Ontology annotation, biological process: regulation of DNA-templated transcription; DNA-templated transcription. Lineage: Eukaryota; Fungi; Ascomycota; Eurotiomycetes; Eurotiales; Aspergillaceae. Gene Ontology annotation, cellular component: nucleus. Gene Ontology annotation, molecular function: zinc ion binding; DNA binding; DNA-binding transcription factor activity, RNA polymerase II-specific. The record is from RefSeq and is a predicted model, not a curated record. The transcript has 4 exons. Bases 1 to 1431 code for a protein of 476 amino acids.